AUGGUCGAGCAAAACACCCCGAGUGGACAUGAUUCUACCCCCCGCAAGCAGACCAGUUCCAGUGCGCAGGUGAUAAAUGACAUUGUGCUGGGCUCCAACUUUGAUCAUGACGAAGUGGACCGGCUCUGGAAGCGGUUUAUGAAGCUGGACAGAGAUAAAUCGGGCACGAUUGAGCGCGAUGAAUUUCUUUCUCUUCCACAAGUCUCCUCAAAUCCUCUCUCAACACGGUAUGUCACCUACGUAUCCUCCUCUCCAAGGUCGCCGCUACCUUCUGAUAACCCUACAACUAGAAUGAUUGCUAUUUUUGACGAAGAUGGCGGCGGCGAUGUUGACUUCCAAGAAUUUGUCUCCGGGCUAUCGGCGUUCAGCUCUAAAGGGAACAAAGAGGAAAAGUUACGCUUCGCCUUCAAAGUAUAUGAUAUUGACCGUGACGGUUUCAUUUCUAAUGGUGAACUGUUUAUUGUGCUGAAAAUGAUGGUUGGGAGCAACUUAAAAGACAUGCAGCUUCAGCAAAUUGUCGAUAAAACCAUCAUGGAGGCUGAUUUGGAUGGGGAUGGGCGAAUAAGCUUCGAAGAAUUCACACGAAUGGUAGAAAACACUGAUGUGAGCAUGAGUAUGACGCUUGACCAAUUUUGA
Ophidiomyces ophidiicola is the source of this 636-nucleotide messenger RNA. RefSeq names its product Calcineurin subunit B (gene CNB1). Gene Ontology annotation, molecular function: calcium-dependent protein serine/threonine phosphatase regulator activity; calcium ion binding. NCBI's taxonomy places the organism in Eukaryota, Fungi, Ascomycota, Eurotiomycetes, Onygenales, Onygenaceae. The record is from RefSeq and is a predicted model, not a curated record. The coding region runs from base 1 to 636 and encodes 211 amino acids. The transcript has 4 exons.